CCAUCGCAACGUCCAUGCUCCGACCAGCAUACAAGUCUUUGCGUUCUCUUCGGUCCUUCUCCACUACAGCAUCAGCCACGAUGAAGGUCCUCCCUGUUCAAGCACGCUCCGACAACUGGAUGUACAUUGUCGUCGAUGAGGCGAGCGGCGAGGCGGCCGUCGUCGACCCGUACGACGCGCCCAAGCUCGCCCAGCGGGUCAAGGAGGAGGGCGUGAAGGUGUGUUGGGCGGUCACCACGCUUAUCACGACGCACCACCACAACGACCACUCGGGCGGCAACCUCGCUUUCCUUGACCUCCACCCUGGGAUCAAGGCCGUCGGCGGCUCCAACCAGGGCCCGGGCACCAACACCAUCGUCAAGGACGGCGACGAGUUCAAGCUCGGCUCGCUCGACGUCAAGGCGCUGGCUACCCCCUGCCAUACCCAGGACUCGAUUUGCUUCUUUGUCGAGGACAAGGCCAAGGGACAGCGCGGUGUGUUCACUGGCGACACUCUGUUCCUCGCUGGCUGUGGUCGCUUCUUUGAGGGCAACGCCGCGGAGAUGAACGCCGCGCUCAGCAAGCUCGCCAAGCUGCCCGAGGACACGCUCGUGUACAACGGACACGAGUACACGACCGGCUCGGCCAAGUUUGGCCUUGCGAUUGAGCCCGAAAACGCGGCGUUGAAGGGCCUCUUCGAGCGCUCCCAGACGGACAAGGUGACGACGGGCAAGUCUACCAUCGGCGACGAGAAGAAGUGGAACGUGUUCAUCCGUCUUGACACGCCCGAGGCCAAGAAGGCCACUGGCGAGACUGAGCCGCUCAAGGUCCUCGCCAAGCUCCGCGAGCUCAAGAACUCGUUCUAAACAUACCGCCACGGAGGUACGUGCGAACACCAUGCCUUAUGCAUGCUGCGCCGGGGUAAAAUCGCCGCGCACGGCCAGAAAAGGCCUGCCGAAAGCUAUCAUAGGUACAUCUCUGGGUUGAUGCAUCAUUGUUGACGCGG
Molecule: messenger RNA, 985 nt
Organism: Vanrija pseudolonga
Lineage: Eukaryota; Fungi; Basidiomycota; Tremellomycetes; Trichosporonales; Trichosporonaceae
Gene: SPAC824.07
Product: putative hydroxyacylglutathione hydrolase
Exons: 7
Coding region: 15-845 (276 amino acids)
Molecular function (GO): hydroxyacylglutathione hydrolase activity
Source: RefSeq, a predicted model, not a curated record